AUGUCUUUUCGCGGCUAUGGUGGGAGCUACCGUGGCGGAAGAGGCGGAAGGGGUGGAAGGGGUGGUGGAUCCCACUGGCAGAGACCAGCAUACGAGGGGGAGGCGUUUGGCCAACCGGCCGAUUCCUCGUCUGCCUCACCGUACGCUGAGCUGAGUAAUUACUUUAAAUCAGUGGAAGGCAUGAAUUACGGGGAGCUGAAGUCCUUGACGAAUGCCUCCUUUGCCCUUUCAGAGACAGUGCAGUGCACGUUUUUGGCGAUUCAGUCCGACCCCUUUGCCCCUGGAAGCCAGGUGCGUGUGUCCUGCCCUUGCCCCUUUCGGCUGGAGAAGGUGCUGCAGAGCUCGGACUUGGAGUCCUGCGCGCCGUGUCGCCGUGUCGCGGCGGAGGACUACAUACUCCGUUGCUUUCACGAGGGCCACCGUCGCGGGGUUGCGAAGUACCGCAGCGGGGCGCUGCAAGUGAUGCGGCCCUCUCAACAUGUGCUGGAGCGGAGCACGGUGGCGCUUGUGCGCGGGGACCGAGGGAGCAAGGAGGUGGGGGUGCAUUUGUUUGCGCGGGUAAAGCUGCCUGGUCACGGUCGACGCAUUGACGGUCGUGGGGCUAUUAGCAUUAUUUACGAAGAGAUCCUUCCGAUCAUGGAGCGCUGCGUGGUGGGCCUUGACGAGGAGCUCCUCUACCAGCACGUUACCUGUGUGCAUGACCAGGAGCACCUUCGUGGUGAGUUGCGUGCUGCCGGAUGUGUGGCGUUUGUCGCUAACGGCUCCGUGCUACCUCGUGAGUCGGGUGAGUCGGACCGGCCACUUGCCAAGGGCGCGGUGCCGUUUGUCUCGCCGGCGUCGCUGGAGCGCAGCUUUCAGCUGCCGUACAGCGGGACCACCGUAACAGGCAUGGGUCUCCUGCAUGGACUAACGCUUGUCGCCGGUGGCGGGUUUCACGGUAAGUCAACGCUUCUGCGGGCCCUGGAGGUGGGGGUGUACAAUCACGUGCCGGACGACGGUAGAGUUUACGUCGUUGUAGACCCAACGGCAGUGAAGAUUCGCGCCGAGGAUCGACGCUCCAUCAACGGCGUCGACAUCUCGCCAUUUAUUAACAAUCUUCCCUUCCAGAAGACUACGACGUCGUUUGUGACCUCCGACGCUAGCGGCAGCACCAGUCAGGCCGCCAACAUCAUGGAGGCGCUGGAGUUGGGGUCUCGGCUACUGUUGCUGGACGAGGAUACCUGCGCUACCAACCUGAUGUACCGCGACGACUUGAUGCAGCAGCUUGUGCCACGUGAGCAGGAGCCCAUCACCCCCUUUGUGGAGCGUAUCACGGACCUUAUCCAGAACCAUGGGAUGUCCGCCGUCAUGGUGAUUGGGGGCUCGGGGCAGUACUUUCCGCACGCCACCGUAACGUUAGUCAUGAAUGCCUACAACGCACACGAUUGCACCGCGCGUGCGCAGGAAAUUGCAUCCAGUUGCAUGGCGCCUGUGCCACCGCUUGAGAAGGGUAGCUCCGCCUUUGUGUCGCCCAUGCAGCGCCGCUUUGAUGGGGACGGAACAUUCUGCACCGUGCAAUGCCGCAAAGGUCGUGACAGCAUAAAAGUUAGCGGCGUCGGUGUCGACAGCAUCCGCUUCGCCGAGGAAAACAUUGACCUAUCCUUGGUUGAACAAAUUGUGGAGGAGGGGCAAGUAAACGCCAUCGCCCAGUGCCUCGCCAUGCUGUACGACGGUGAGGCAGGCGGCGCCGAGGCCAUGCUUGCGAAGGGGAAAUCGUUACAAAUGCUUUACUCCCCCGGCGGCGGCGGCGAACCACGCAGCGUGCCAUUUUAUUCGGACUUCUCUGCGUUAAUUGAGGGUUGCGAUGCCACACUGCGCGAGGCGCGGCUGGAGGUGCGAACACCAUCGUGUUACUUGCCACGCGGCUUUACCUCCGCGGCGCGGCGGUUUGAAAUUGGAGCGGCACUCAACCGACUCCGCACGCUGCGGACCCUCACGACAAGCAUGAAGUAA
Messenger RNA from Trypanosoma rangeli, 1992 nucleotides. RefSeq names its product putative mitochondrial RNA binding complex 1 subunit. The transcript has a single exon. Bases 1 to 1992 code for a protein of 663 amino acids. The record is from RefSeq and is a predicted model, not a curated record. Lineage: Eukaryota; Euglenozoa; Kinetoplastea; Trypanosomatida; Trypanosomatidae.